CAGAAGGGUUUGGAAGGUUGACAUAUUUGAAGAAAUUAUAUAUGUGGGAAUGUGAGGCUAUGGAGGAGUUUCCAAGCGGAUUGCCAAAUUUGGUUGCUUUAGAAGAAUUGAAUUUUUCAAAGUGUAGAAAUUUGAAGAAGUUGCUAGAAGGGUUCGGAAGCUUGACAUGUUUGAAGAAACUAAAUAUGUGGGAAUGUGAGGCUAUGGAAGAAAUUCCAAGUGGAUUACCAAAUUUGGUUGCUUUGGAGGAAUUGAAUUUUUCAAAGUGUAGAAAUUUGAAGAAGAUGCCAGAAGGAUUUGGAAGCUUGACAUGCUUAAAGAAACUAAAUAUGAAGGAAUGUGAGGCUUUGGAAGAGUUUCCAAGUGGAUUGCCAAAUUUGGUUGCUUUGGAGGAAUUGGAUAUUUCAAAGUGUAGAAAUUUAAAGAAGUUGCCUGAAGGGUUUGGAAACUUGAUAUGUUUGAAGAAACUAUAUAUGUGGAAAUGUGAGGCUAUGGAGGAGUUUCCAAGUGGAUUGCCAAAUUUGAUUACAUUGGAAGAAUUAUUUUUCUCACAAUAUAGAAAUCUGAAGAAGUUACCAGAAGGGUUUGAAAACUUGACAGGUUUGAAGAAACCAUAUGUGUGGGAAUGUGAGGCUAUAGAGAAGUUUCCAAGUGGAUUGCCAAAUUUGGUUGCUUUGGAGGAAUUAAAAUUUUUACAAUGUAGAAAUUUAAAAAAGUUUCCAGAAGGGUUUGGAAGCUUGACAUGUUUGAAGAAACUAUAUAUGUGGGAAUGUGAGGCUAUAGAGGAGUUUCCAAGUGGAUUGCCAAAUUUGGUUGCUUUGGAGGAAUUAAAUUUUUUACAAUGUAGAAAUUUAAAGAAGUUGCCAGAAGGGUUUGGAAGCUUGACAUAUUUGAAGAAACUACACAUGUGGGAAUGUGAGGCUAUGGAGGAGUUUCUAAGUGGAUUGCAAAAUUUAGUUGCUUUGGAAGAAUUGAAUUUUUCACAAUGUAGAAAUUUGAAGAAGUUGCCAGAAGGAUUUAGAAGCUUGACAUGUUUGAAGAAACUAUAUAUGUAGGAAUGUGAGGUUAUGGAGGAGUUUCCAAGUGGAUUGCCAAAUUUGAUUGCUUUGGAGGAAUUG
Physcomitrium patens is the source of this 1118-nucleotide messenger RNA. NCBI's taxonomy places the organism in Eukaryota, Viridiplantae, Streptophyta, Bryopsida, Funariales, Funariaceae. The record is from RefSeq and is a predicted model, not a curated record.